This is a messenger RNA of Macrobrachium nipponense, 1412 nucleotides long. RefSeq names its product membrane protein BRI3-like. The coding region runs from base 141 to 494 and encodes 117 amino acids. The record is from RefSeq and is a predicted model, not a curated record. The transcript has 3 exons. NCBI's taxonomy places the organism in Eukaryota, Metazoa, Arthropoda, Malacostraca, Decapoda, Palaemonidae.
CACGAGAUAAAGUUGAGUUGAGAUCCGAGCAAAGUCGGAGAUAAGACAGCAAGAUAACGAAUGAACAAGGCUGCACGGGGAGCUGCUACGCCCUAAUCAACAGAAGCGCUUAUUCCCUGUGCUCUGGUAGAUUCUUCGCCAUGUCUUCACCAUAUCCAAACAAUCCUCCACAAUAUAGUUACGCGCCUCAACAGCCGCCACCUAGCUAUCCACCUCAACAGCCGCCACCCCCUCAGUAUAUGCCAGGACCAUCAGCCAACUAUAACAAUCAAAACCAUUCAAUUCAGAUAGUGAAUACUGGCUCCCAGCCUCAGGCAUCACCCGUCGUGUAUGUCGCCAACGGUUCCUGUCCCAACUGUCGGGUUGGCUUUUUCGUCGAUGACUUCACUUGCUGCGGCAUCUGCCUGGCAAUCUUCUUCUUCCCCAUUGGCCUGAUCUGCUGUUUUGCGAUGCGGGAGAGAAAAUGCUCCAACUGUGGCCUCACUUUCGGUUAGCGCGAGUUUCAUUUCGAGGAUUUUUGUGGAAUUUUGAGGUAAUAAUAAGCAUAGCCAUCUUUAAAUGUAGAAUAAACGGGAUAUAAAAAAGAUCCUGUGUCUAUUUACCACUGCUAGUUCACUUUUAAAACUCAAGCCUGAUGUUCCUGAAUCAGUAAUAGGUUUAUUGUGGAAGCAACAUCAACUUUGGCUUACGUACUCGCAGUGCAUUUUCCUUAGCAUACUUUUCAGCGUCAUUUCAACUUCUAAAUUAGAUAUUCUUAUGCAGAACCCGCAGUUUGUUUUUCCUUAAUUUUACGGUCAAUUUCAAUACACCAUUAUACAUUUCAUUUUAAAUAAAUGUUUGGCAAAAUUAUCAGUAUUUUGAAGGCUGGAAUCCCGAAAAAUAAUGAAGUAUAUGUGAAUAAGCACAGAACAAAGGGAAAUCUAUCUAGAUAAUGGUAAACUGAAUUUGGUUAAAGCUGAUGAUUAUUUUGCUUAGUGAACAGCCGAUCUUAUACCAUGCUCCUGAUUCAAAAUUCGUUUCAGCCAGAUAACGAUUAUUCGUGAAUAAUCAAUAAUGCUUCUUGUUACUAUCGCCUAGUGCCACCAGAAAGUAAGGUUUGUUUAUGUCUAUGAGACUUCUUAUAUCUACAAAGAUGAUGAUACUAAAGCGAUUUUUUCAGUUGUUUUAUUAUAUAUAUCCAGUAUUGGAACAUUGUUCCCCUGUCUACAUGCCAGUUGUCCCUAGGCUCUCCGUCUUUUAGAUAGAAUAUUUCCACAGAUAGGGUUCUUGUUCAAGCAUUGGCAACUCCGAUUUAGAAUUUUAGAUCAUAGUGGGAAGACCUUCUGUUUACCAAGCUCAUGUAAGCUCUUCAACAAGCAACUCCUGUAAUUGUCUUAAUGGCCUCCACUUGUAGAAUAAAGGAAUGUCAAUUC